AUGGAAAAGCUGACAUUAUCUUUUCGUGUUCGUCGUCAAAAUUCAUUUAUUGAUGGUAUUUAUCUAACUAAUGGAAUUUUCAAUUACAUGCCGCAUCUACAUACAUUUAUAUUCGACAUCGCCAGCGAGAAUACAAUGAUUAAUGUAUAUCCUAAACCGUCUUCUGAUAAUAUUCGACGUACGUUCAUCGAACGUGGACAUCAUGCUGAUUGCUAUAUUGACUAUUAUACAGAUGAAAUGAGUCGAUGCCAUGUUUAUUCACUGCCAUUCACUAUGGAACGUAUACAUUACAUUACAUCCAGAUUUUCCGGUGGUAUGUUACAGUGUAUUCAAAAUCAAAUAAUUUUAUUAAAAUAUUUCUUCGCAUAUUGA
Messenger RNA from Rotaria sp. Silwood2, 372 nucleotides. The record is from the annotation of a GenBank genome assembly. NCBI's taxonomy places the organism in Eukaryota, Metazoa, Rotifera, Eurotatoria, Philodinida, Philodinidae.